Molecule: messenger RNA, 2257 nt
Organism: Cataglyphis hispanica
Lineage: Eukaryota; Metazoa; Arthropoda; Insecta; Hymenoptera; Formicidae
Product: transmembrane protein 114-like
Exons: 8
Coding region: 946-1734 (262 amino acids)
Cellular component (GO): plasma membrane
Source: RefSeq, a predicted model, not a curated record
GAUUUCUCGCAUGUGCCAGAUACGCAUUCUUGAAUUGCUACCAAGAAACAGAAAGGAGAAACAGAAAACGACAUGGCAAGUCGAAUGAAGGCAUUGUACAAUCAGAUCUCCCUGGCUGCGUUUCGGUAUUCACUGACAAUACUGGCAGCACUGUGAGUCCGUUCCGAUGUACAUGGCAAUAAGCUUUCAGUUUUCGUAUUUAUAUAUGACGUCAUAGAUUUUGUCGUCACCUCCUAUUUUCACUACUACGGUACUCGAGGUGAGGCAGUUGCAGUAAAAACAUGGCGGGAAAGUUGUGCCUUAUAGACACAGAGGGCAACAAUGAUGAUAUAUAAAAUAGUUCUAAGUCGUGAAGAUGCGGAAAAAGCACGAUAAGACAUGGUUUCUGCAACAUUAUUACUGCAAGAGGCUGGAAAAAGGAAUACUAUGCGACCUACAAUGUACAACCUACCUUGCAAUGCAUCGCUGACUAUUAACGAAAUGAACAUAAAGAUGAGUUUCAUAACGGCAGAUGUACUGUGAAACAAUACUGGGAGAAAAUAGCAAAGAUUAUGCAAGACAAAGAAUAUGACGUAACAGGCUUAAAAUGUUCAACGAAAUUUCAAGCUUUGAAACAUACGUACAAAGGAAUUGUGGAUUAUCACAAUGACGAGUCGUAAAAAUCCUUAGAAAUAUUUUAAGGCAUAAUAUUUUGUAUAUUUUUAAAACUUAUUUUUAUGUAAAAAAGCAUUUGCAUGUUGUUAUAUAUCUGUACACUUAAAAAUUUUAUUAUAAAAAUUAUAUUUAAUUAGAGAUUAAUGUUAGAUUAAUCAUAGAUUAAUUUUUGUUGAUUUAAUUAUAAAAAUAAAUGUACCCUCUUCCUCUCUCUCUCUCUCUCUCUCUCUCUCUCUCUCUCUUUCUCUCUUUCUUUCUUUGCUUUAGGAAUUAUUUGUGGAUGAGCCGUGGAUGCAAUCAUUGGCAGUGGCUAGACUCAUGUUAAUGAAAUUAAAGAAGAAAAAGUGGAUAAUCUAUCAGAAAAAUGUUAUUUUUGAAAGACGACUUCUUCUGGGUUGUACUGCUCUUGUGGGGCUCUCGAUAUGCAUAUGGUCCGUGGCUAUAGGAACUGAUCAUUGGUUCUCAAUACGAUCACCAAAUGAUCAAGGUUUACCUCUGGGAGGUGCUGGUAAAGUUGGCAGAAGAUUGCUUUAUAAACACACGGGUCUCUGGAGAAGCUGUAUCAACGGAUUGGUGCCCGAAUCGGAAACUUCUCCGAAAUUAGUGGAGUAUAAUGAAUGCGAUUAUAUAGAUAUGUUUCCGACAGACUUAGAAAUAGAAUUAGAUAAAAGUUUGAAUUUGAAAGUGCUGAAUUACGCCAAGACUCAAGUCUCAUUUGCUGUAAUCAGUGUUUUCGUAAUGGUGAUGGGUUUUUGCUUCUCAAUUUAUACAUUUUUAAAUCCACGUUAUAUGUUUAAGCGUCUUGCUGCAGGAAUACACUUCAUAACUGCCGCUUGCAACAUGGUGGUGAUACAAGUGCUACUUUCUUCAAUCGAAUACGAAAGACGUCAUGUCUUCGAAACUUUUCCAGAGGGUGCAUUGGUGAAAUAUGAUUAUUCGCUUAUUCUUGCAUGGAUCGUGUUUUUGUGCAAUUUUAUGUCUGGUCUUGCCUUCUUGAUUUUCUCAAGGAAGAGAAAGAGAGAUAAAGCACCUACGGAAGAAAUAGCUAUGGCUGAUGAACCAACAAUAAUUGGACGUUGAAUUUCUCCUGUUACCGUUAUUGUUAUCAAUUUCAUUCUUAUUGUUCAUUAAAAUUAAGAGAUUUGAGCGUGAAUUAUAAAUAAGGCUAGCUAUGUGAAUAUGCUUAUAAUUAACUUUCAUAUAUUUUUUUUUUUAUUACGAAUUUAUUACCGAUAAAAAAACAGCUAUUGUACAUAAUAUCAGAAAAAGUAUAACAAAUAACAUAUACAUUAAUUAAUAUAUCAAGAAAUUUUGAAGAAUUUUAUAUUUUGUGCAAAAAAAAUGUAGAAAAUUAUGAUCGAUGUAUAUACAUAUUUUUAUAAUAUAAAUAUAUGUAUAUAAAUAUAUAUAUAUAUAUAUAUAUAUAUAUAUAUAUAUAUAUAUAAGAUGUAUAUAAAGGGACUGAAUAUUUUGUAAAUAUUAAAAAAAAUAUUUAAAAAAGUGCUUCAAAUAAAAAUUGUAACGUUUUAGGUAAUGUAUAAUAAUAUUAUUGAUCUUGAAUUACUUUGAGGAUUCCGUAAAAAUUAUUCUGAAUUUUUUAAAU